AUGAUGAAGGUUCAGGACUACCAUUUGGAUCAGUUCAAGGAUCAAGCAGAUAAAGCAAAGAGUCGUGAGAAGGAAUUCCCACCAGCACCGACACCACCACCGCCUCUACCUAUGGAUCUGGGUCGAAAACCAUCUCACGAACCCGAUCGGGCGGCUCUCAAAGGAGAACGUGGAGAACCGGGUCCACCAGGGGUGUGCCUGCAACAAUGCCGUGAUGGUAUGCCAGGGCCUCCAGGACCUAUUGGACCACAAGGGCCUCAAGGAGUGGAAGGUCAGUCGUUAAAUCACAAUUUUAUUCUUCUACUA
Messenger RNA from Ostertagia ostertagi, 306 nucleotides. NCBI's taxonomy places the organism in Eukaryota, Metazoa, Nematoda, Chromadorea, Rhabditida, Trichostrongylidae. The record is from the annotation of a GenBank genome assembly.